AUGACACUCAACCGAUUCAUCGAACACACAUGCGGUGAAAGUAAGCCUCCAGUAAACGAAUAUAGCUAUUCACUCAAAUCCCAAAGUUUCACGUUCGAUGAGUUUGACAAUUUAGAGAAGGUUGUCAGCGGCUUCCAGAAUAGCACCGAAAACACUGCCAGCUAUAGCUUUGCGAAACACGAUCUCAUACAGCUAACUCACAUCUUGAAUACUCCCGCGGGCUUCCCAGUCGGUGUCAAGCUAAAGUAUAACGAUAAUGGCUCUCUGACUCGCGAUAAGAAGGGCCGCAAGCUCAGAUACGACAGUUUAAAUCGCCUCAGCGAGCUGCAGGGCCCGGACUGUAGGGUUCUCUGUCAGUAUCGAUAUAACACCACCGGUAAGCUCGUCUGUCAGCGCAUCCCAGGCCAGCCCGAUACACAUCUCUUCUAUCAGGGCGAUUCAAUCGUGGCAAUCGACAAGCGGAGGAUAGUAUAA
Messenger RNA from Aspergillus alliaceus, 474 nucleotides. RefSeq lists its product as uncharacterized. The transcript has a single exon. Lineage: Eukaryota; Fungi; Ascomycota; Eurotiomycetes; Eurotiales; Aspergillaceae. The record is from RefSeq and is a predicted model, not a curated record. Bases 1 to 474 code for a protein of 157 amino acids.